GUUGAUCUUGGCGACCCGCACUCAUAGUUUAGGUGGUCGUUCACCAAAAUCGUUCGUUAAAAAGCGACUCGCCUGGUUUCGUCGAACCCGGGUCGAAGCGACAAAAAUUACCCGGAUCCCCCAUUUAUGGUGAAUGCACAGUGAUUUGACAACGUUUUUUUGAAAAGAAAAAAACAAAAAAAUAUACACACACUAGUCCAUAUAAAAUUUGGAUAAAGAACAAAACGCAAGUGCACAAAAAAAGGAAAAGGCUUUACGAACGUAAACCGUUAUCCCGCGUCUCGAACGCAGAAAGUGAAACGAAAGCGAAAGUCAAGCAAGACAGUGUUACUGUUGCAUCUGAAUAGUGGAACAGUGUAGUGCAGUUUUGGAAGUUUCGUGAUAAAAUUCUUCAUCUAGUUGGAGCAGUGUGAAAAUAUUUCAAAAUGAACCAUCGAACGAGGGCCCUGGUGGGGCUGCUGUGCAUAGCGGGCCUGGCGACGGGUCAACUCACCCAAAACUACCGUCCGGAGUUCUUCUCGCCCGGUCAAGGCUUCCAGUCGGUGUCGGCGCAGAUCUCGAGCAGUAAUGUUCAGCAGUUUAAGCGACAGGCUCCCGGCGGUGGCGGUGCGGGGGGUGCCGAUGUCAUUCCACAUGAUCAGAAGAAGCAAACCACCUUCUGGUGGGUGGCACCGGACACCCCGUUCAAGGCUACUAAAAUCGGUGGCGGUGUUCAGCAGCCACCCGGUACCGAGGGCGAGGAUGGUAGUGGGGCGGCCGGUGGUGCGGCGGGCGCUGUAGCGGGCGCGGGUGGUGUGGUCGGUGCGGGUGGUGUUGCCGGUGGUACCGUGUCCCAGACGGCGUUCCAAGCUUCGGCCGCACGCAGCGCGUCGGCCGGUCAGGCAGGGCAAGCGUUUGGGGCCGGUGGUACCACAACUUCCAUCCAGUCGUCGACCGCAUCCCGCACGAUCGGCACACAGACGCAAGGGUUCCAGGGGGCCGGUGUGGCGACGGGUGGUGCCGCCGGUACGAUCGGUACGCGGACGAGCAUCAGCAAGAGCACGGCCAGUAGCACAUUUGGGACCGGUGUUGCUCAGCCCGCCAUCAUAGCCGGUGGUUCGCGGACCAGUUCGACAACUUCCAAUACACAGAUCAACACGGGCACGGUACAGCCCGGUGUUGGUGCCGGUGGUCUGCGUACGUCCACGAUCAUCCGACAGUCAAAAACACAAACCACGACCGGCGUUGCACCCGUUCCGGUUCCCGCCCCACCACCACCGACCACCUCCAUCCAGAGCACGACGACCGGUGUGCGCACGGAUACGAUCACCUCGAACGUUAACAGCCCGGUGCCACGUACUACCGUGGACGUUACUAAACAAACUAACGUAGAUACGCAGCGUACUAUCCAAACUAACCUCUAUCCGGGCCAGCCGGGCAGUACUUCCACCUCGUCGGUCGUGGGGACCGCUACCCAGACAACCGGAUUAACACCAAAUAACUACGGCGGCACGACCGUUUCGAAGACGCAGGAGCGUACCGGUACCGGUGCCAUCACGAGCAAGAUCACCACCACUGGCACGAUCACUCGGCCAUACUUUAAGCAAACCACACUGACAUCCAACGGAUAUGAUUAUCCCGUGCCGGAAACGGUUCCAUGCUACGGACCGAACAACAUCUGUGCCCCGAAUCAGUUCUGUAACGAUGGAUUCGUCGAUGAGUCGCAGCUGAACCUGUUCAACACGAACAAUCAGAACUGCAACCCCACCCUCGAACAGUGCUGUAAGAUUCGGCCAACGCCGGCCACACGCUGUCCCGACGAUAGCUACGUCUGCGUAUCGCCCAGCUUAUGCAACAAUGGUCUGCUGAACUUCGAUGCACAGAAUGCCAUCUCCACGAGACAACCGACUGGUGAAUGUUACGAACCGGAAGUCUGCUGCAAACAGCAAUCCCUGCUGUCCCAAUCGACCGUCUUGACGAAUGAAGGUUACGUCGUUAAGGUACCGGAAAAUCAGUACCUCCCACCGGAGGGUCAAAACACCGUCACAAACAUACAAACCGCACCCCCACCUCCACCACCCACUACACCUCGCCCACCACCCACCACUACACGCUAUGUACCGCCACCCACCACUACACGGUAUGUGCCACCACCGACCACCACCCGGUACGUGCCACCACCGACCACCACCCGGUACGUGCCACCGCCAACGACGACGCGCUACUUCCCACCACCGACCACCACCCGUGCACCAUUCCGCGGUGACGAGUACAUUCCACCCAGGGAGGAAGUGCCAGAAUCGUCCAAUGACGACCCUAACAAGAUCAGACCUCCACAGGACGAGAUCCCGAACCCGGCCAACGAAACACCGGUCGUCAUCCGGCCGACCACCCAGCGUCCAUUCCAACCGCCGCGCCCACCAGGCCCGGAAGCGCCGCCACCACUACCCCCAGUAGGAUGUUCGGCCGCGAUGAACUGUACCGAGGAGGAGUACUGUUCCUCGACCGGUGUCAUCUCGAAGACUCCGGUUGUGCUGACGGAGGAGCAGAAGCUGUUCCGCGUACCGGUGACGGCCUGUCGCAAUUUGGAACGUGGUUUUACCGGUGUGUGCUGUCGCGAUCCUGACUACGUUGAUCCAUGGCCGGUCGGUCAGCUCGGACAGUACAAUCCGGAAAUUCUUGGCUUCGACGAUGGUUCGUACAAACCGGCUGGAAACGGCAACGGCAACGGUAACGGUAACGGCAAUGGACGCCGUCCAGGGGAACCAAUUCAGGCAUCACCGUCACAGGUAACAUCCACACAAUCGUUUGCACCGAACCAGUUUGUCAGCCAGACGGCCUCAGUGACACAGUCCAAAUCGCAGUACGAUCGCGGCGUAACGGCGUCCGCUUCCUUCCAGUCUACCGUCGGUCAGCGUGUGAAUGCUGCACCGUCCGGUUUGCAGUUUACCAACAGUGGCAACACACGGUUCCGCCCAUUCCAGAACCAACGAUCGGAGAGCACGUUCGCUAAGCCACAACAGUGUGCUCCGAGAAACUAUAACACGCAACCACGUGGUGCAGGACCCUUGGGUACCGGAUUCGGUGAGUUCCCGUGGCAGGCAAUGGUGCUGCUGGAGACAAACAAGACUCUGCUCUGCGGUGGAGCCAUCAUUUCGGAUAACACCGUCGUAACGGCUGCCAAUUGUGUUUAUGGACUAAACCCACGAACGAUUCAAAUCAAGGGAGGCGAAUGGCGCCUGGGAGUUGACGCGGAACCAAAGACAUUCCAGAUCGUGCGCGUGAAGGACAUCGUGUACCAUCCGGCCUACAAUCCGACCACACUGAACUACGACGUAGCCAUGCUGGUGCUGGAGGAUCGUCUACGAUUCGAUACGCACAUCGGUGCCAUCUGUCUGGAUGAGAACGAUGUUGUGCCGAGUGCAUCGUACGAGAACUGUGUUACCACCGGUUGGGGCAAGGAAGUGCUUAAGAUUCACAUCCAAAAUGCACUGAUGCAACAGAUGUCGAUCUCGUUGCUGUCGGAAGCGGAAAGCCAAAGCCAGCUGCAGCGAAACGGAUUUGCACCGGAAUCCCACAUCUGUGGCAGACCGUCGGGUGAUGCCUGUGAGGUUGAUGUAGGAAGUGCGCUGGCUUGUGCCGAUACGAGCGGUACCUACUACCUGAAGGGUGUCUACUCUGCCGACAACGGUUGCAACCGUCCGGAUCAGAUCGUUUCAUUCUCGAACAUUGAUGUGCAGUGGAUCAAGCAGGCGUUGAAGAAUCCGAACCAAUUUAUUACCCCGGUUCCGAACUAUCAAACCGCGGCCAACAGUCCACAGGUGACGCGAGUACAGCUGCAGUCCACUCAGGGUCCGGCGUACAACAACAAGUACCUGCCACCGUACUAGAGCGGCUUUAGAGCAGGCAGAAGCAUAGCACCAACACCAACUAAUUUACAUCCAGUGAUAGUACACACGAAUACACACUGCACGGAAGCAGAUCCGUUGCAGGUUUUCACACCUUUCGGGGUAGAACCUGCCCUGGGUAUCGUGCAAACCGUACAACACAAAGCAUUACAUACCAUUCGACACGUAACAUUCCACCACCAACCGUCACUUGCAUCAUUAUUACACGCGCAUUACAUUGAUGGAAACAUUUUACACUAGAACAAAAUGAACACAAAUACACCAUUUCGGUGGUGACUACUUAGGCGUUAAGACAAUCUUUACCCAUUUCACACCAUCAGGCGGAAAAAUGAUCGACAGCCGAACGGCUGUUCCAACACAAUUACAACAACACGCUACACGUUACUCUUCACCAUUCCUUCGUCUUCUUCACCCAACACAAUUCGUCUCAACGUGCUCACGCGUAUGCUCCGCUAUGCUGCAACGUGGGGUUCAGCCAGAUGAGCAUACAUCUGCGAUGUUUCUUCGCUUUAUCGUGACCAUCACGCCACCCCUAGCCUUUAAGUGAUCCAGCAUAUUUUUUUUAAACAAAACAGCGCUCGUAUCCAGAUCGAAUGGUAGUAAGUUAAUCGUACUUAGCAUCUUAGCAGCACAUGACAAUUCUAUUUCCAAAAUGUGGUGUUGAAGCACAUUACCAAUCUAGUAAGCACGAGAUCAUCACAAGAGCUUACCCAACCUGUUUAAACAGAACGUUUGGUGAAAAGUGUACUUUUUUACGAUUUGGCGAUAAACACUUUAACAAACAGUGUGCCUUAACGUUACCAGCUUAAGCAAAUUUAUCAUCACAAAACACUACCAACGUCACAUACACACACUGGACUGCUGAAAGGCUCACGAGACACACUGACCACGGGCGAGCAGCGGAAGCACAACGUGACGUUACUACGUUCUUUUUACAUCUGUAAUAUUAUUUAAUUACCUGUACAUAAUAAAUAUUGUAAGCUUUCAUCGUUUUUAGGAAAUAA
Messenger RNA from Anopheles funestus (African malaria mosquito), 4891 nucleotides. It is a transcript of the gene scaf, whose product is annotated as inactive serine protease scarface. The transcript has 8 exons. NCBI's taxonomy places the organism in Eukaryota, Metazoa, Arthropoda, Insecta, Diptera, Culicidae. The record is from RefSeq and is a predicted model, not a curated record. Gene Ontology annotation, molecular function: serine-type endopeptidase activity. The coding region runs from base 426 to 3869 and encodes 1147 amino acids. Gene Ontology annotation, biological process: proteolysis.